AUGCCUAGUUGUAUAUAUGAGAAAUAUUGUGCUGCGGUCCUCGAAGUCGUUGCUACAAACUCACCGGAGUCUGAUUUAUUACUACUUGGUGACUUCAACCAACCCAACACGACAUGGGAGAACCUAUCAAUGUGUACCCCCGCCUACUCGUCACAAUGUAUUAUAGACCUAUCAAAUCUGUUACACCUCCAUCAAUGUAACGAAGUCAAGAACUAUCGUGGUGUAAUACUGGAUCUCGUCCUUACCACUAUCUCUGAUACAACUGUCUUUCCUGCCACUGAAACUAUUGUACCUAUCGAUGUAAAUCACCCACCUCUGGCAUUCUGCAUCAGUCUCCAGAAGAUAGAUACUCCACUCAACCCAACCCCGUGCCACAAUCUCAAGAAGUGUGACUUGGACGCUGUCUGGGAGUGGAUCCAGAUACAAAACUAUCCUACGAUUUCCUCCUGUAAUGUAAUUAAAAAUUUUACUUCCUUCUGUGAAAACCUAGCUGAAGUCAUAAAGCUCAACUCUCCACUCAAGCCUCAAAAGAACUGCUCUCAUUCCCCUAGAUGGUUUAGUGGUGAUUUAAAGAUGAUAGUUAUCCAAAAAAAGACGGCUCAUAGACUCUUUAAAGAAACUGGCGAAAUAUAUUAUUAUGAGGAAUUCAAACGGCUCAGGAGCCUGUGCAAACUGCUUACAAAUGAAUGUCAUAAUUCAUAUAUUUCUUUCUUGGAAUCCUCCAUACCCAAAAACAUAAAAGUGUUUUGGUCCCACAUUAGGAAUCUCAAGUCCACUACAAUUCCAUUUCGGAUGUCAUCUAAAGGCAUUAGCACCGAAGAUCCCCAAGAUCAGUGUGAGCUCUUCGCUGAAUUCCAUUCCUCAGUAUACACAGAUAAAGCUGCCCCGAGCUGUGCAUUUGAAUUCGAGACUAACACUGGCAUGCACAACCUUGUUUUAACGGCCUACCAAGUUGAAAAGAAACUUAGUGCACUGGAUCCCUAUAAAGGUAUGGGACCGGACGGUAUUCCUCCCUCAGUCCUCAAAUACUGCAGUCCUAUACUAGCACCUCAUAUUGCAUCUUACUUUAAUUCUCUGCUGGCAAACGGACACUUUCCCAAAUGUCUCAAAACUAGCUACGUGGUGCCAAUUUUCAAAUCUGGGAACCGAGGUGAAGUAUCAAAUUACAUGCCCAUUGUGAUCCAGUGCGCUUUGGCCAAGGUUUUUGAGAGUCUUGUCCUGGACGGGCUGUAG
Molecule: messenger RNA, 1233 nt
Organism: Homalodisca vitripennis (glassy-winged sharpshooter)
Lineage: Eukaryota; Metazoa; Arthropoda; Insecta; Hemiptera; Cicadellidae
Exons: 1
Coding region: 1-1233 (410 amino acids)
Source: RefSeq, a predicted model, not a curated record